Molecule: messenger RNA, 1271 nt
Organism: Prionailurus viverrinus (fishing cat)
Lineage: Eukaryota; Metazoa; Chordata; Mammalia; Carnivora; Felidae
Gene: ST6GALNAC5
Product: ST6 N-acetylgalactosaminide alpha-2,6-sialyltransferase 5
Exons: 5
Coding region: 282-1271 (329 amino acids)
Biological process (GO): oligosaccharide metabolic process; ganglioside biosynthetic process
Molecular function (GO): alpha-N-acetylgalactosaminide alpha-2,6-sialyltransferase activity
Source: RefSeq, a predicted model, not a curated record
GGAGAUGCAGAGGUCUUUAGGACCCAGCAGGCGGCGGCAGGCGGCAGUUGUGUAGAUCACUGAGAGACUACGAGGGUCCGGUUCAGUUUUAAUUCUGUCUCUAAUCUCUGCAACAGCCGCUCUUCCUGGGUCCCGCGGCUCUCCUACCCACUCAGCCGCGGCUGGCAGCCGGGCGAAAAUCAGAGCCACCCGCCCCCCCAUCACCCACCAUGGAAACCCUCCAAGAAAAAGUGGCUCCGGACGCGUGUGCCUGAGGAUUCCUCACAAAAGAGGUGCCCAAAAUGAAGACCCUGAUGCGCCAUGGUCUGGCUGUGUGUUUAGCGCUCACCACCAUGUGCACCAGCUUGUUGCUCGUGUACAGCAGCCUCGGCGGCCAGAAGGAGCGGCCCCCGCAGCAACAGCAGCAGGCAGGGGCGACCGGCAGCGCGCAGCCGUCGGCAGAGAGCAGCCCCCCCUCGAGACCCCGGAUCCCCGCGGCACCGCGGCCGUUGGACGGAUACCUCGGCGUGGCGGACCACAAGCCCCUGAAAAUGCACUGCAGGGACUGUGCCCUGGUGACCAGCUCCGGGCAUCUGCUGCACAGCCGCCAAGGCCCCCAGAUAGACCAGACCGAGUGCGUCAUCCGCAUGAACGACGCCCCCACGCGCGGUUACGGGCGCGACGUGGGCAACCGCACCAGCCUGAGGGUCAUCGCGCACUCCAGCAUCCAGAGGAUCCUCCGCAACCGCCACGACCUGCUCAACGUGAGCCAGGGGACCGUGUUCAUCUUCUGGGGCCCCAGCAGCUACAUGCGGCGCGACGGCAAGGGCCAGGUCUACAACAACCUGCAGCUCCUGAGCCGCGUGCUGCCGCGGCUGAAGGCCUUUAUGACCACGCGCCACAAGAUGCUGCAGUUUGAUGAGCUCUUCAAGCAGGAGACUGGCAAGGACAGGAAGAUCUCAAACACUUGGCUCAGCACUGGCUGGUUCACAAUGACAAUUGCACUGGAGCUCUGUGACAGGAUCAAUGUUUAUGGCAUGGUGCCCCCAGACUUCUGCAGGGACCCCAAUCACCCUUCAGUACCUUAUCACUAUUACGAACCUUUUGGACCUGAUGAAUGUACAAUGUACCUCUCCCACGAGCGAGGACGGAAGGGUAGUCAUCACCGCUUUAUCACAGAGAAACGCGUCUUUAAGAACUGGGCACGGACAUUCAACAUUCACUUCUUUCAACCAAACUGGAAACCAGAAUCGCUUGCUAUAAAUCAUCCUGAGAAUAAACCUGUGUUCUGA